Messenger RNA from Teleopsis dalmanni, 4146 nucleotides. Its product is annotated as protocadherin Fat 3-like. Gene Ontology annotation, biological process: homophilic cell-cell adhesion. The transcript has 26 exons. Gene Ontology annotation, molecular function: calcium ion binding; peptide deformylase activity. The record is from RefSeq and is a predicted model, not a curated record. The coding region runs from base 1 to 4146 and encodes 1381 amino acids. Gene Ontology annotation, cellular component: plasma membrane. Lineage: Eukaryota; Metazoa; Arthropoda; Insecta; Diptera; Diopsidae.
AUGCCAAUUAAUAGAUCACCGCCUUCGCAUAGCGGAGGCACAAACCACUCACCCAUAUGCUACUCAACAGCAGAUGGUAGUUCUGAGAAGCCAACUACGAACCAAACAACAAUGCUAAACAACCAAACCCAAAGGCAACGCUCAUACUCGGUAAGUGAAAAUUCUUGCAAACAAUCAAGCUACCAACCGCAAAGUCCAGCAACAUCUUCGAAAAAUAACACAGCAUCAGCGCAACAUGUUAACAUAUUGCCAAAUAUAUUGCAAAAGAAUAGUAACAUAGCAAAAAAUCCUGAUUCACCCAAAGUCCAUGAUGCUGAUGAGCUAAUGGAACAUGGCAUUCUGCUAACACUGGAAAAUAUAUUUGAUAAUAAGCCAUCAGUGACAUACAAUCCAUCUCCAUGUCGCGUAGAGGAACUGCAAACCAAUUUCAUAACGAAUUGCAUAUUUACAAUUUAUGAUGCCGACGGUAUGGACCGUAAUAUAUUACGUAUUCAGGUUAAUGGCCAAUAUAAUGAAGCCGAUAUAUUUGAUUUUGAAGAAUUCGGUGAGACGAGAACUUACGAGAAAGAAUACAAAUUAAGAAUAAAAAAACCACUGCAUUAUGAAGAACGUGCUGUCUGUAACUUGGAUGUAAGUGUCCAUGAUACCAGUAAUAAUACAGGUAAUAUAUUUGCAAUAUUGGAAGUGAUUGAUCUGCCAAAUCGAGAUCCAAUUUGGGUGCGACCACUUACAACCGCAACUUUUGAUGAGAAACAAGAACAGUUUUUCACACUUAAUGCUAUUGAUGGAGAUACGGGAAUAAAUAAGCCUAUUUGUUAUCGUUUAGAGUUUGAAGAGGACUAUUCUGAACUAAUGAGCAUUAACAAAACUACAGGGGUUUUACAUGUUGUUCCAAUUGAUCGAGAUAUAUUACAACAACAAAUAUUUAAUUUUUAUACCUGUGCAUAUAAAUGUGAUAAUUCCUCAUGGUUUAUAAAAAAUACAACUAUUUUAAUCGUUCAAGACAUAAACGAUCAUAUACCAGAAAUCAUUAUGGAACCAAAUCUCGUACAAAUUUUAGAGCAGAAGUACUUAACAUUACCAAUGGACAAAUUUAUUAUUGAAGAUAUUGAUUUGGGGAUAAAUGCUACGUAUAAAGCUUACUUAAUGACAACUAAUGGCAUAUCUUACUCAGAGGCUUUUUCUCUGGUACCUAAUUCAGGCUAUCAGCAAACUAAUUUUUCCUUAACAGUACUAAAAGCAGAUCAAUUAGAUUAUGAAAUAGAGGAAUGGCGAAAUUUUGAUAUAAUGAUAUGUGCAGAAGAAGUCGAAAACUCUGCUCGCAGGUCAAACCGUACUUUAAGGAUUGAACUAAUAAAUUGGAACGAUGAAUGGCCUAUAUUCAUGUUCGACUCAUAUGAAGUAAAUAUAAUGGAAAAUGUUACAAAAGGGACAUUUCUGAAACAGAUUUAUGCAAGAGAUCGUGACUUUGGUGAUAGAGUUAAUCAUUCUAUUGUCGGCAAUAUGUCUGGCUUAGAAAUAAAUACCCAGGCAGGUGUUAUAUUCACUAGUCAUGAUAAUGUAUUCGAUUAUGAAAGACAAACUACUGUAUUGGUCCAAAUACAGGCAAAGGACACUUUGAUAACAGAACACUCAAAAACCCUACACACAGUAUUUGCACAACUAACCAUUAAUAUAAUUGAUGUUAAUGACGAGACCCCUCAAUUAAGAAUGCCUCGAGCUAUAGUUAAUAUAACAGAGAACGCUGCACCUUCCACACUUUUAACCGAUAAAAUCGAGGUACGUGAUGCUGAUACUACAGCAAAUUUAACACUUGAAAUUUUAUGGAACGCUACCUAUGCUACAAAAAGUGGUCAAGAAGUACAAUCAGAGCUAUUUAUAAACUGUUUAUUGAUUGAAUCUGAAGCGGAGAGUAAAAAUGUUUUAAAUGGUCUACUCCGUGUGAAUCCUGCAUUUGAAGCUCAAGUGGACUAUGAGAAGUAUGACACUAUAUUUUUAACUAUUCAAGCAAGAGACCUUAAUCAAGAAAUAAAUGAGGACACUGUAAUUGCUGUAUUAACCAUACGUGUCGAUGACGUGAAUGAUAAUCCACCAAAUUUUAAAUCUGGUACUUUAGAAGAACCGCGUAAAGUUACAGAAAUGGAGACUAUAUCAACUGUAAUUGGUUCAAUAGAGGCUUUCGAUAUAGAUGGACCAGGCAAUAAUAAUUUUACUUUUGACUUAAGAUCCAUUGGAAAUUUAACGGAAAACUACCUUAUUAGUAUAAAUAAUGGAACCGGUGUUUUGCGUGUUAAUGGAAGUAUACAAUGUGAUGUUCCACGGAUUUUUCAUUUAGAAUAUGAAAUUGUUUUAAACGAUGGAGUGUAUACCACAAUUGGAAAGAUCAAUAUAAGCAUAAUUGAUAUUAACAAUCGUGUACCUGAAACGGAUACAUUUGAACAGCAGGUGAAGAUAUAUGAAAAUGCUACAACUGGAGAAAUUGUGGGACAAAUUAAGGCUUUUGAUCGUGACAGGGACUUUCCACACAAUGCAUUAGAAUUUUCAAUUAGUAGUGCCAUAUCUGAUAUUCAUAAUCUUUUUGAAAUCAAUGCUACCACCGGAAUUGUGAAAGUCAACUUGCGGAAUGGACUUCAUUUAGAUCGAGAUAAUGGCAUCACUUACCACUAUAUACCAGUUGAUGUAAAAGAUAAUUUCAAUUUCAAUAAUCGUGGUUAUGGACCUGUUAACCAGAUUUCAACAUUUUUGAAUAUUAGUUUAUUAGACGUGAAUGAUAAUGCACCUAUAAUGCCAGCAAAAUUUUUAUUUUCACCUGAAUUUUCCGAGUCCGAUACAAAGGAUACCCUUAGCAAAAUUCAGCUUAUAGCAGAAGACAAGGAUGAAUAUAAUACAAGCAAUUCAUGGUUAUCCUACAACAUUUUGGAUAUAAGACCAGCCAGUGACAAUGCCGAUAAUCUAAUUGGAUAUGAGGAUCUUUUCGGUAUUAUUGGCGACAACCGAGCAUAUGGCCAACUUACAAGUCUCAAACCGCUUAAAGGAUUUUAUGGUAUCUGGCAAAUUGAAAUUGAAGCAUUUGAUCAUGGUACACCCACGCUACGAAAUGCAUCUAAGUAUGAGAUACUUGUGCGGCCUUAUAAUUUUCAUGCUCCCACAAUUAUUUUCCCAGUUUUACAUAAGACUAUACGUUUAUGUCAUUCUUUACAAGAACCCAAUCGUCCACUAUUUCAAGCAGACUGUGUAAGUCGUUUACCGCAUUUUGAGGCAUUUGAUCCAGAUGGUGGAGAAUACGGUGAUAUAAACUUUCUACUCAGUAGCGAUGUGGGUCAUGAUAAAUAUUUUCAAUUGUCAAAAAACAGUCGCAAUCAAUCAAGCCUCUAUUUGCAAGAAUUAGUACCAGCUGGUAUCUACUAUCUGAACAUUCGUGCUACGGAUGGCGGCGGUAGUUCUUCCGAAGAUAUUCGCAAUUUAAAAAUUGUUUUUGUGGAUAUGUUAGGAAAUCCUAUGUUCUUGGAGAGAGAGUUUUAUACAAAUUUUACUGAGAAUGAUGAUGGUUUGACAGAAGAACGACUGAUCCCAGAAGCUUUUGAUCCCAAAAACGAAGGUCUAAAUUUAGACGAGGAGCCCUACAAACUUUAUUAUUUUAUUGAGGAAACUUUCAUGCCGGAAAAUGCUGAGCUGUUUCAAUUGAAUAAGGAAACCCGUGUUUUGAAAUUAGCUCAAAUGUUAGAUCGUGAAGCUAUAGAAAUUUACAGACUUCGUAUUAAAGUGACCAACAGUGAAAAUGGACUUAUUUCAAAUCCGAAUAGUGUCAAUUACACAAUGGAUAUAAUAAUAAAUGUUGUAAUAAAUCCAGUUUUGAAAGUGACAGAUUAUUCUCUGCAUAAACACCCUGAAGGUUGCAUGAGCGUACGUGGUUUCACUGCCGAAGUAGAACGUUACGAUAGUGUGAUACUUACUGGUUUAGAUCGAAAAGGUGCACCACUGGAGUUAAAAUUGAACGGCUGGAAUGCACGUAUUGCACAACAUGAAAUGGAUCCUCUGAAUGGCAAAUUAUACAUUGAUACAAUGGAUCGUGCCACAUUUGCGUGUACCUGCUGGCAAGUUAUUAACAAUAAGGGCGGACGUGUCGAGAUACCUUUUUAUAAAUAA